This is a messenger RNA of Mytilus californianus (California mussel), 746 nucleotides long. Its product is annotated as density-regulated protein homolog. The record is from RefSeq and is a predicted model, not a curated record. Lineage: Eukaryota; Metazoa; Mollusca; Bivalvia; Mytilida; Mytilidae. The transcript is spliced from 7 exons. Gene Ontology annotation, biological process: translation reinitiation; formation of translation preinitiation complex. Gene Ontology annotation, molecular function: translation initiation factor activity; mRNA binding. The coding region runs from base 130 to 696 and encodes 188 amino acids.
GUUUCCGGGCGCGAAUAAAAACAAGAUUUUUCUAUGCAUCUACAAGAUAAAAUCUUUCCACUUAGGUGUAAUUAUAAUACUUCCGGUAACAGGGGUUCCACUCAUUGAAGAAUCUAGUUAUUGAAAGAAAUGGCAGCAGCAGAGACAGAAACUUGUGGAAAUAGUAAAUUUCUACCAUUGGCUUGUCCACAGCCUGGUGUAACAUAUCCAAUACAAAUUUCUUAUUGUGGAGAAUGCAGUAUGCCAUUAGAAUAUUGUGAAUACUAUCCAAAUUAUGAAAAAUGCAAGAAAUGGUUGGAGAAAAAUCUGCCAGAAGAAUUUGAAAGACUCAUGAGUAUAAAAGAUGAUGAGGAAGGUGGAGAGGGUGAUGCAGAGAAAAAAAGACAAAAAAGAGGAGGGAAAGGACAAAUGAAAGCAAAGAAAAAAACAGAACCACAGGGUGUUCGAAUAGGCACAGCAAAGAGAGGAAAGAAGAAAAUGGUUACAAUUGUUAUGGGUUUAGCUACUUAUGAUAUAGAUUUGAAAGAUGCCAGUAAAGCUUUUUCUAAAAAGUUUUCAUGUGGGUCAUCAAUACAAGGAGAAGAUGAAAUAGAAAUACAAGGAGAUGUUAAAGAUGAUUUAUUUGACUUCCUUCCUGAGAAAUGGCCCCAGAUUGAUGAAGAUAGUAUAGAUGAUAUUGGUGACCUUAAAAAGUGAUGAGAACAGUUAAUAUAACUAUUAAAAUAUUAAAAUGUUAAUUUACACUA